AUUUUGUUACGAUUGUAAUUCGGCAGUAAUGUUUUAUCAACAUAUUGUAUUUGUGAAAAUAGUUCUUUUAAUAGUUUAAUUUUAGUGUAUAUAUAUAUUAUUUUUAUUUUGGAAUUCGUGCAUAUUUAAUUCAUGAUUUUCUAUUUCUCGUAUUACAUACAUUUAUCUGAUAAAUUAUUGUUAGGUUAUAACAAUGUAUCAUUGACAGCUUCGUCGUCAACCUUGUCAGUUGAUGUAAUGUUGUAAAAAAACUUUGAUAUUUAGAUAUAUUUAAGACUUCUGAGAUGAAAAUGAUGGAUAGCAAUGAACAAGAUGAUGGCGGUUUCGAAGUAAUUUCUGUCAAAAAAAAGAAAAUGAAACAAGCACAAUUACCAUUCCAAAUGCGAAGUCCAGUGGAGUCACCAAAUGUUGUGCACGUUAGAAAGAGGAAAUUAUCAUCACCUCCUACGGAAUGUAAAAGUCCAAAAGUAAUGAAAAGUUGGAAGAAUAAUUUAAGUGAGGAUAGUGUAAAUAAUGAAUCGAAUAGAACGAGUGUCGAUACAGGAAACGAAGAUAUCGAUCUUAUAGAAAUAAUAGAGGAUCCACCCACAGAAACUGAAAAUGCAAAAGAAAAUGCAUUUAGUAAAGAAAAAGCUAACAGUAAAAACAGAACUUCAAAACGAAUUGUAACUGGCCAGAAAAAAUUAGAGAAACAGGAGAAAUUAAAGUCAAGCCCUUUAACAAAGUUCCUUCAAAAGACUGAUAAACAAAAAGAUGCCUCAAAAGAAGAAUCUGAAAUUUCUUUCCAAGAGGAGAAGAAUGAUUCGACUGAAGAAGUUGAGGAGAGUUCUAACAAAGCAACUAAAAUCAAUAUAGAUACACCAGGGACAACCAAUAAUUUAAGCAAUAAAGUAGAAAGCUUACUUUCAGUUACCAAUAAUUCUUUGUGUCAGUCUGAUUCCGAUCUUGUAGUUUUAUCCUCUGAUACCGAAGAGAAAGACGAAGAAGCCAAGUCAUCUGCAAAUACUACGACAGAUACACCUGGUACAUCGCAAAUUAUCAAAACUUCCAAAAUAGACAAAACAAAGCUGAAGAAAUUAACACCUAAACAAGAAGAAAAGAGAUUAUUAAAUGCUAGAAGAAAAGAAGAGAAGAAACGAUUGAAAAUGGAGAAGGAAAAGAAAUUGGAGGAGGAACGACAAAAUCGGAAAAAAGAAAAGGAAGAGAAACGGAAACAAAAAGAGGAAAGGGGAAGAGUCGAAAGAGAACAAAAAUUGAUGGAAAAGAAAAGAAAAGAACAAAGAAAACAAAUGGAGAUCGAACAAAGACAGAAAGGAAGACAGGCAAAGGAGGAGGAACGUCGAAGAAGGGAAGAAGCUAAGGAGGAGGAAAAAAAAAGAAAAGAGGAAGAAAGGUUGGAAGCAGAGCGCAAGAAACAGAAAGCUGCAACGACUUUCACCAGUUUUUUCGUCGCUAAGAAACAAGAAAAAUCCGUCGAAGGCGAAAGCAUGAAUGAAGUGAAGAAUUUCAUGCCUUUUGAGGUAAAGGGAGACAUGAAGAUAGCUAAAGUCUGUAGAAGAUUCUUAAGCGAACAAGAGAAAUUGUUAUUGGACAAAUUGUUUAGUGAAGCAACCACACAAAAAGCAGAUUUGUAUCUUAGUGAGAUUAAGAAUAAAAGAACAAUUCCACGCAAAUCGUCGAAAACUUGGCCGCUCGAAACGAAAGAUGACGUAAUUUUAUUAGACGAAGAAAACGACGGCAGUUCGAACAUUGUGAAGCAAAAUGUUGUUGUAGAGAUGCGUCGACCUAAAUUGCUACAAUUUUCUGAAAAUCAACGUCCACCUUACUGGGGUACGUGGAGAAAACGCAGCAGAAUUAUCAAUUCUCGAAGGCCCUUCUCCAAGGAUACGCAAUGGUUCAAUUACGAGAUUGAUUCGGACGAAGAAUGGGAGGAAGAGGAACCAGGCGAAUCUUUGCGCGGUUCUGACGAUGAAAAAGACGAGGAGAAUACGGAGGACAACGAGUAUGAUGUAGAUAACGAUUUCAUGGUUCCUCAUGGCUACUUGUCCGAUGAAGAGCUUCGUGCUGACGAGGAAGACAAGCAAGACAUGACUCCUGAAACACAAGAAGUCAAGUUGAAACUACUCGGAGAACAAUUCGAGUCCGAAAGGAACGCAAAGACCGCGAAGUUAAAGCCAAAAAUAAUAGGAUGUAUUUGGAGAGGGUCUAAAAAUGAAUUUCAACCAAACGUGCCACCAAGGAUCGUAGACUUCUUGUCAGCCCGAGACGCCUGGGUGUAUCGAAUACCGAUACUACUACCAACCAUGAACGAAGCCAUGGCAACCAACGAGUGCAGUACUCCCACGCAACAGCAACCGCUGACGAGUUCAAAAAAGACACGAUUUCCGGAAGCAGCUAUACCGGAUCUUAUUCGAUUAAUACACGGGAACACAUAUAGUAGACGCUGUCUUGUAAAAGAAUUUAUGGCCUAUUGGAGUAAAAAGAACACGGGAGCUAAAAAUCAGCCUUCGAAAGCCAGUAUACAACAAAAGAUUCGCGAGAUUGGUAAAUGGAUGCCGUGUCCAGAGAAGGGGCCGAUGCAUUCGAAGGCAUGUUGGUACGUCGAUGAGAACAUCAGAAAAGAGCACAUCAACGAGGAGCUUUCUUUGCCAAAUUGCUGGUCCUAUGUCCUAACACCCAAGAGGAAGAGUGAUAUCACGAAAAUCAGAUUAUUCUUCUCUCCGAAAUGAGAUUAUUUUAAGAUAGUCUUCCAGUUAUUCAAAACGAUAUGUUCAGAGGUUGGGACAAGGAUAGAUUCGAAUCGUGUUUAUAAAAUGUUAUUUAAGACAUUUGCAAUGUUUUUAAUUGACAUCUUAAGCUAUUUAAUAAUCGAAAUAUCGAUUUUGACGUACUGUCUCUUUGAUUUAAAAUCUGGUCAUUUUUAACUGCAAUUGACUUGUUAAAAUCGACUUGUAAGUUAGUUUAAAUCAAUUGAAAUAGUGCCAUUGCUUUCUAAAUAUGGAUCAAUAUGCAUUUUGUUGUAAUAUUUAGUUGGUAUCGUUCGAUGGCAAGCAUCCAAUUUAAAUCAGAUACGAAAAAUAAAAAAUUUAAUUUUAUUUCUUACUCAGAGUUACAAAUCGUUGUGGGUUACUAUUUACGAUAUAAUCCAUCAACAAUCGAUGAAAUGGCUCAAAUAGUACUUGGAUUAACGCUACAUGUCGAUUUGGAUAGUUCCUUCUUUUGUAUACACUUAAUAACGUUAUUAUCGAUGUUUUCUUAGAAAUAAAAUGGUGUCGAUGAUUUCACACGAAUGAUGCUUAAUACGACAAAGA
Messenger RNA from Bombus pascuorum, 3311 nucleotides. It is a transcript of the gene Caf1-180, whose product is annotated as chromatin assembly factor 1 subunit A-B. Gene Ontology annotation, cellular component: CAF-1 complex; nucleus. NCBI's taxonomy places the organism in Eukaryota, Metazoa, Arthropoda, Insecta, Hymenoptera, Apidae. Gene Ontology annotation, biological process: nucleosome assembly. The transcript is spliced from 10 exons. The record is from RefSeq and is a predicted model, not a curated record. The coding region runs from base 285 to 2729 and encodes 814 amino acids.